Messenger RNA from Xiphophorus hellerii (green swordtail), 417 nucleotides. Its product is annotated as ladderlectin-like. NCBI's taxonomy places the organism in Eukaryota, Metazoa, Chordata, Actinopteri, Cyprinodontiformes, Poeciliidae. The coding region runs from base 1 to 417 and encodes 138 amino acids. The record is from RefSeq and is a predicted model, not a curated record. The transcript has 4 exons.
AUGGUGACUCUGAAUGUACUGAUGUUUCUUUGUGCCUUGACGGCUCUGAGUCAAGCUGCUGCAACAAAUGAUCUGCUGAGGAGUUCUUGUCCUGCUGGUUGGAGCCACUUCAACAAUCGCUGCUUCAUCUACAUCCCAAGAACCAUGACUUGGGCGACAGCCCAGAGAAACUGUGUGUCUUUGCAGGCAACCCUUGCAUCCAUCCACAACUUUCAGGAGUACCAUUACAUUCAGAGGUUGAUAACAACUGCAACUCACGGAUCACCAGAAACAUGGAUUGGAGGCUCUGAUGCUGAGGAGGAGGGCGUUUGGCUGUGGAGCGAUGGGAGUCCCUUCCACUACUCAAACUGGUGCCAUGGAGAGCCAAAUAAUGACAGGAACCAGCACUGCCUUCACAUGAACUUUGGAGGUGAUUAA